AACGAUGUCGCCUUCGGGACUCGUACUUCUCAGCUCGCACUUUCGAGAGGACGAUGGCGGACAUCACUCCUCAGGUACAGGCGGAUGCAUCAGAGUGCAUCCAUCUCCAUCCCAUCCCAUGCAUCCCUCUGCUUUGUGUGUGUCUGCCUGUCAUGUCACGACAGGAGUACGACAAGAUCAGUCGUGCCUUCCGCCAUCCCGAGUUCCGCGGCCUCUUCCAGGAGUACGUCGAUGAGAUAUCAGACCCCAAACACAGAGAGGUGGGCGUCAUGCCGACAGUGUCAUUCGGGUGCAUGCCUCUGUCUGUCUGUCUGUCUGUCUGUCUGUGUCUGUGUGUCUGUGUGUUUGGUUAGGAGCAUGACAAGUACCUGCGUGAGCUGGAGGAGAAGGGCGAGGGCAAACCCGGCCAGCGGCUCAUAUUCCCUGAACCAGGUACGUAGGUGGGUGAGAGAUGGGAUGCGCGAUUGGGUCUCUGUUUCUUUGCACGCCUAUGGCCGGUAUAUGUCUGUGUAUGUCAGGAUGUUGCGUUAAGACGGCCGUGCAGCACCCCAACGGCUCGCAGCAGAAGCUCUUCAUCAACAUAUGCCAGUCGGAGAGGUCGGUGUGCUGUGGCAGCACCCACCAUAUGUCUGUUUGUGUAUGUGUGUGUAUCUGUGUGUCUGCGAUGCGCAUCCAUCAAUCAGGGUGCAUGACAUGAAGCAGACGAGUCAGGACGGCGGCACCAGUGUGUCGCUGCCGUACGUCCUGGGCAACCCCAGACCUGACAAAGACCACAGUAAGCAAACACAGCACGCGAGAGGCAGAGCAGCAGUAGGCCAUAUGACGAUGAGAUGGGUGUCUGUGCUUUUUGAUCUAAUGUCGAUCAGACGGCGCCGGCUGCCUGACGUGCGACAUGUGUGUGGGCACGCUCACCUACAAGAAACUAGAAGGUCAGGCAGGCAGGCAGGCAGUCGCCUCCCAUCGCUCCACAGAGCACAAUAAUCACACUCACUCACAGCCGCAUCCAUCCAUCCGCCCAUCCAUCCAUCCGCCCUAUGUCGUCAACGACCAUUGCAGAUCACCGCAUCAUGAAGCUGUGUGUGGAGGAGGCGUCCAAUGGGAUGAAAAGGCGGUACUUCACCAACAACGAGGAAAUCAAGAAAGGUGCCUGCCUCGUCAAUCAUCACCAUGAGUGUCACCAUCAGUGAAUGCCUCUCUAUGUGUUGUCUCUUGUGUGUUGUCUGUUGGUGUUGUGGAGCAGAUUUCAAGGUGCUCAAGUACGUGCGUUGCAAGGGCGACAAACCAUCGCCGCUGAGCGUCAACGAAAAGGAAAUAAAACCUCUCAAGGGCAAGGGCAAGAAAGACAGCACCAACAGGUGAGGCAGACAGAGGGGCACACACACACACAACACAAACAUAUAGAUAGGUGGGGAGAGGAGAGAGGGGCAGGGAGGGAGGGAGGGAGGGAGGACGCACCUGCACCGCACACGCACUCCGUUGAGUCAUGGUGUCUACUGCUGUCGAGUGAGUCAUCGUGAAUUAGCGAGUGCCACAAAGACACGCCUGUCUGUCUGUCUGCCUCGCAGCCAGACAGAGAGGGAGGGAGAGGGUACUCGGCCUUGUGUGUCCCACACUGCACACACCAGGGUCAUAUGACCCUCACACAAUCUGAAUGUGUGUCUGUCUUGCUUCCCUCCUCCCACCGUCCGUGUGUCUCUCCCUGUCUGUGUGUUCUGUAUCAGAGCCCUCUCUGGUGCGCCGAGUAGCAGCGCCAGGGCGGCACCGCCCGACGACGCCGAUGAGUCCAUCACGCCUGCCGAGGUGAACCGGCUGCUGGACAAGCUCAAGAAGGACAAGGCUCACAAGGAGGGCAACACACUCGACCAGCCCACGACGCAGGAGGAGGCCACGACCGCUCCUGCUGCCGAUGCUCCGCCGUCAGCGAGCCCUCCUGGUGGUGGUGGUGGUGUCAAUGGCGUGAAGAGUGAAGAUGAGAAGGGCGGCGAGGGGCAGGCGGCUGGUGCUCAGGGUGUGGUGAAGCCCACCUACAGGAUCAUCUAUGGCCAGGGUGAGACAAGCGGGCAUCGUGUGGGUGGUCGUGCUUGUUCACGAGCGCGUGGUGCGUGUGUUUGUUCAGGUGAGUUGCGCAUCGAGGGCACUCUGGGUCACGCCCAUGCCGACAAGUACCUACCGGUACGAACACACACAACAGAAAGACUUCCAUAUCGAUGCCUGCCUGCCUCCCUGAGUGUCUCUCUCUCUCUCUCUCUGUGUGUGUGUGUGUGUGUGUGCAGUCGGAGGCGUUGCGGCCGGCCACCAGCCUGAAGGUGGAAGUGGAACUGCCAGGAGUGGUCAGUCAGCCAGCUGCCUCGCUCGACAGACACACGUUGACUGGGGUUGUGUUGUGAAUGAAUGCAUUGGAUGGGAUGGGGUGGGUGCGGUGCAUAAUGCAGUCGUCAGCAAGUGAGAUCAAGACAGCCGAGUUCACCACCGACACCCUCACUGUCGACGUCCCCCACAGAUACCACCUGGUCAACAAACGCAGAGAAUACCAUACCCAUCGAAUGCCCUCUCUCAUUUGUCCAUCUGUGUGGGGUGUGUAUGUGUCCGUGUGUGUGUGUGUUCUCAGCAGGAGCUGCCCCUGCCCCUUCCCGUCAAGUAUGACGACGGCACUGCCAAGUUCCAGAAGACCAAGGCCGUCCCCACGCUCAAGCUGGCCGUCCCCGUAGACAUCGAUGCACUCAAGGCCAGGCGCAAGGCCAACACGCCCACACCCGCGCCCGCACCCGACGACAACGCCGCACCCCCGCCAGACACACACACGGCGAGAGGCCAAGGAGAGGGCGACCAUAGCCAGCAGACGACCAACGGCAGCCAUGAGACGGAGGCUGCUGCGGCACCUGCCCCUGCUGCUGAUGUGGUGGCUGCUCCUGAGGUGGUCGCCAGCCGCUCCCAGGCUCUCUGUGAUGAGGAGCUCGGCACUGGCUCGGCACUGCACAUAGUCGGAACAGGCGGCGAAGCAGUGCAGUCAGCAGACGAGUCGGCACAAAAUGGCAACCAAGACCAAGACCAGGAUGCCACAGCAUCGGCAGCAGCAGAGGAGACGCAGGAAGGCCCCAUUGCAGGAGACGCUGCAGCGGCACCGUCCGAGCAGCGUUCGAGCGAGAAGUCCGGCACCAUCCUCACCAGACCACAGAGAGACCGCGAGGCGCUCAACGGCGACCUGGUCGAACGGAAACAGCCCCCCGAAGAGCAGAGGGACGAUGACGAUGACCAGACACCUCUGCUGACCAAUGGCUGUGCCCCUCGCCCCUCCCCCUCCUCGUCCAUCAGGACCAAGGUCUACGACUACCCCGACAACGCCGCCAGCGUCAUAUCGGUGCUGCUGGAGCUCAGCGGCACCACCACCAUGCCCAGCGCAGUGGAGAUCGCGGUGCCGCAUGGUGAGGGCAGUGAGAGGCAGCUGCAGAUGACCCUCCUCCCUGGCGACGGGUGCGGAUGGGAGAUGAUGGUCGUGGCGCCGCUCAAGGUCACCCGCACAUGCGACCUGGUUCUGGAGGAGACGCGGGCAUUCGGCGUGACCUUCAACGGCCUGCAGAUCCAUGUGGAGCUUACCAAGAGAGCGGCGGACACACCGCCAUCAGCCGCCACUCGCGUGACGGUGCCGAUCAAAUGGCGGGAGCAACAGAGGUUGCCAGCAGACGAGGAGGGAGGACCAGAGGCAGCAGAGGAGGGUGCCGGCGAGUGCGGUGAGGGGCGUGAGGGGGACGAUGGCGACGAAGAUGAGUUCACGGAUAUGCCGCUGCCGAGUCUGUCUGAGGCGCUGUCUGGGGACCGGUCGGUGCUGAGCAUGCAUGGGAUCGGCACGCAGGUGACGCUGCGGGACCAGAGCUCCUGGAGGUAUAGAGAGUAGAGUGAGGGACGGACGGACGGCGGGAGGGCCUGUGUAUACGACGCAUGCGUAGCUGUGUGUGUGUGCAUGUCUCUGUGUCUG
This is a messenger RNA of Vitrella brassicaformis, 3973 nucleotides long. The record is from the annotation of a GenBank genome assembly. Lineage: Eukaryota; Vitrellaceae.